Messenger RNA from Physella acuta, 9216 nucleotides. RefSeq lists its product as uncharacterized. NCBI's taxonomy places the organism in Eukaryota, Metazoa, Mollusca, Gastropoda, Physidae. Gene Ontology annotation, cellular component: nucleus. The record is from RefSeq and is a predicted model, not a curated record. Gene Ontology annotation, molecular function: endonuclease activity; ubiquitin binding.
UAUUUAGGCUACAUUGACAUUUGAAAAACUUUGUUGACACAUAAACAGAACACGAUAAGAGUACACGACACACGAUGGUCUUACACACGUCGAUGGGCUAACUAUGAAAACAUUUUUAAAAAUCUUUAUCAUCUCUUUAAUCUUUGUAAAGUUUAAGUUUUUUAACAUCUGUAGAAGAUCUAGAUCUAGAUCUAGAAUUAAUUAAAAUGCCGAAAAGUAAAGGAGGAAAAAAAGUGACAAUGUCGAAAGAAUCAGCUGCUUCAUCCUACAACGCGGCCAACACUAGAUCUAGAUCUACGUUCAAUACACUUUUUUCAUCUGAUCCUGAUCAAUGUUUUGAGGAAGAAAGUGUUUAUUCUUUAUUAGAAUUAUUUCCUACACUAGAUAAAGACAUCAUCUACGAUGUUUUUAUUGAAUGUAAUAGAAAUGUGAGUGAAGCGACAGAAAAACUCUUAGAAAUUGUUGAGGAAGAAAGCCGCCAACACUUAUCAGAGCAAACAGAUCUUGCUAUGAUCGCUUGCAGCUUGCUGUCUGAGGAAACCACGUCAUCUAAAAAAUUAACCUUUAUUAGUGGUGCUGAUGAAUGGGAAAACAACCUGAGUCAAUCUGGCAACAUUGAAUCUUUUGUAGACACUCGCUCGGAAAUCACUUCAGGGUCUCAGGCCGGCACUGAGCAAAAUUUUAAUAUUGGUGUGGAUUCUUUUGUUGGAGUAGAACAUUCAAAGGAGGAUAAGCAGACAUACAAGGAUAAAAUGGUGGAUACCCAAAAGAUAAAUAAUUUAUCAUUUGAUGGCAUGAGGGGUAAGUUCAGCAGUAUAAAACCAUUGCAGUCUGAACAAGGGAUGUAUGGUCCAGCUCUUGAUGGUUCUAGAAAGGUUCCAGGUUUUAUGGAAAAUUUCAAAGAGAAUAUUUCAGAUGAAAACUCUGGAAUUUAUGGACCACAAAAUUUUAGCAGCAAUGUAGGUAAAAGUGAAGAUACAAUGUUUUACCAGGAGCAAUCUUUGACCAGUGAUGGUCAGCCUCUGGUCCCAGAGUCGAUGCCGUGCGGCUGGGAUAAGUUCUAUCAGAAUUGCCUGUUGGAACCUGAUGAUGUGGACCUUGAGGGGAGCAGCUUUAAAAGGAUUGACAUCAGUAAGUUAGUCACCGACACUAUGGCUAAACACGCACAGUCACCGAGUCACCUGAGUACCAGUAAGGUGGAUCCUGUGCAAGCUGCUGGAGGGAAGAAGAAAAAGAAAAAAACUAAAACUUUACCAUCGAAUCAUGUUAAUAAUAGUGUUUUUAAUGUUUUAUCGCCCUUAGGAAAUAAUCUUUCAGAAAAUUUGGAAAUAGGUGCUGAUAAAAGUACAUUACAGCAAAGUAAGACAGGCACUAAUUAUUUUCCGGUUAAUACUGGUACUUAUAAUCAUCAUGUAAUGGGUAAUUUACCCAAUGCUGAUAUAAGAAAGAGUGGCAUUACUUUAGAGUCAGAAGUUGAAUAUGGAACAUCCAAUAAUCUUAUGUCACCCAAAAAAUUACAUGGCUCUAACUCAAAAAUAUCAGCUACUGCUCCAGUUUUUCAGCCUAAACAAGUGGAUGUUAAUCGCAGGAGAAAUGUAAUAGAGAAAAGCUCUUACAGUGACAGAACACAGCAGGGAAGUAACUUUGAUCAACCCAGACCUCUAAUUGAUCCAGUGGAUCCCUUGGGCUGGAAGGAGAUAUUUCCUGACACACGCCAGCCUAUGGCUGCCCCUAAGCCACAAAAACUGACAGGUGGGAGAAGAAAUAAUUCAACCCUAACAACUAGAAAACCACCAUGGGUUAUAGGUGCUGUCACUGUUGAUAAAUCAACAGUAGUCUCCCCUGGGGGGCACACAACAAGGCAGCCCCAGAACCAUGCAGCUAAAGCACCUUUUCCUCAGGAGUCGCAGCAGCCUUUUUGGUCACAGCCUAAUGCCACAUUACCCUUGCAAAAAACAUUCAGAGACUUUAUCCAGACCCACCACUGGGAGUUGGAAAGUGAGUCAGAUCACAGUGCACACUUGCCAGAUUGGAUGCCCCAUCCUUUACAGAGCAGUAGACCAUUGGUGGCCAACAAAGCUCCUUCUUUUAAGCCCCCGCCUGGUUUUUCAAACUUAAACCACCAAGAUAAAGUUGUGGGCCAUUCAGUACAACCAAAACUUCCAUCAGACACCAAGCCAUCUGCUGGCAGCAAGCACUCAAGUACCCCAGCUGCGGGUACCCCAGCCUCACUGGAACAGAAUGUGAUGAGGAAUAAGUUGUCUUUCCAUGGUCUCAAGUCACCAGAAGACAUUCUUCGCAGGUACAUCCUGGAAAAAUAUCCUGUCAUUGUCAUUCUCAGAGGUUUGCCUGGAAGUGGAAAAACUUAUCUGGCCAGGCAGCUAAUUGACCUCGCUAAUGAAAUGGGUGUUGAGGGAAUUAUUUUAUCAACUGAUGAUUACUUCAUGCAGAGAGGACAGUAUGUUUACAAUCGCAAUGAUUUGGGUACAGCUCAUGAAUGGAACCAGAAGCGAGCUCUGAGCUAUGUGAAAGAGAGUAGAUCACCUAUUGUGAUAGACAACACCAACACAGUCAUGUGGGAACUCUUGCCAUAUGCUCAAGUUGCCUACAAGUACAAGUAUGAUGUGCAGGUAUUUGAACCUAAUACACCAUGGAAGUCAAAAGUUAGAGACCUGGCUAGAAGAAAUAGCCACGGAGUUCCCAUGGAUUCACUGAAGAAGAUGAAGGAGAGGUACGAGAAGAUAACAACUGAUGAUGUUCUGGAUGCUGUCACUGCGGCUCGCAGAAAUGGAUCUUUAAGGCAUAAUUUGGAGAAUCAGCCUGAAGUAACACAAGUUGAGAAAGUUGCAGAGAGAACCAGUCAGCCAGCACCAUUGGUUCCACCAAGUGCUGUCACCAAAACAUACUCCACCCAACUGUCAUCACACAGCUCCUCCUCCAGCAGUUUCUCUGAUACAAACACCUCCAAAAUGUCAUCACAAAGCUCAGCUUGUGAUUGGUGGGAGCCACAAGGUCAGAGAACUCCUAAACAGAAAAUACAGUUGAGCUCUUCACAAAAGGAAAACAAAAAUACUGCAAACAGUGCAAUAUCUCAGGAGUUUCUCAAGGAUUCCUUAAAGCAGGUUUAUGUGAGCCUUCUCUCAGAGAACAUCAAUAAGGCAUGCACUGGUUCAUUAGAACCAUGGUCCACUAUAGAACCAACCAGCCAGAUACAACUGGAACAAACAGGCCAGAUUCAAAUGGAACCAACUUGCCAAUUAGAACCUGAAUCAACUGGUGAUUUGAAAUCACAUUUGAGCAACAAACCAGCUGGUCAACUAGGACAACAGUCCAGUUUGAAACCAAAUACUGACUUAAAACCACAUUCCAUUGAAGAUGAUUUUAGCUGUUCUGAUAGUGAAAGUAGUUCAGAAGAACCUGAAAAGGAAUCCAAGCUAAACAGCUCAUGCAGCACUUCAUGCUCUUUCCAAAGCUGCUGCAGCAACAAGGAGGAGAUGGUGGUCAAGUAUGGUAGCGCUGAUGAUGGCGAGGGGGCAGCUGUGUUGUCAGUCAGUGAGAACAGGCAAAACUUACCUGAGGAGGCAGGUGAUGACUUGGCGUCUGUUGAAACACCUGUCACUGCAGUGGAGGUGAAGGAGUUUACAUUUACUGUAAAACCUGAGCUUAAGGAAGUAAAACCUGAGCUUAAGGAAGUAAAACAUGAAUUUCAGGAAGCAAAACAUCAGAUAAAGGAAGAACCUGAGCUCAUGGAAGAAAAUUCUGAGCUUAAGGUAAGAAAACCCGAGCUUAAGAAAGAUAAAUCUGAACUUAAAGAAGAAAAACCUGAGGUUAAGGGAGCAAAACAUGAGAUUAAGGAAGAAAAACCCGAGGUUGUGGAGGAAUCAGGUUUGUCUGAGGUAGAAACCAGUAAAUCAGAAAACUUUUCAUCAGAAAAAGUUGCCAGCGAGGAUGUUGUAAACAAAGUUGACCCUUCAACUCCUGCUGUAGAGGGGCCUGACAAUGUUGACCAGUGUGAUAUUGGUGCUGAAGGAGUCGCAGGUGGAGCUAAGGGAGUAGCUAGUGAAAGUCUUGUGGAGCUUGAGAGAAAAGUGUCAGCAUUGCAUUUGGUGGAUUACAGUGAUUCUGAAAGUGGAGAGGACUCCAUCACUCUUGAGAUCAAGGGCAACCUCCCACACGAGGCGCAGGAUGCAGAGGUGAACAGUGAAUGCUCCAGUGUUAGCUUGACACCCAGUUCAGACUUGAAAGAUUGUGAACCUGCUCAGAGUCCCUUGCCAUCGAGCAGGGAACAAAGUCCCCCUUCCGAUGAGAAGGACAGCUUACCUGUCAAGCGGAAGAAGAAGAGGGUCAAGAAGGGAAAGGUAACAGGUCCUUUUAUUGGGGAGUCUGUGAAGGCCAAGUCUAAAACAGAAAGUUGGAGUAACUUUUUAACUCCACCAGCUAAAGAUUCAGUUGUCCCAAAAGAUGAGAGUGGUCCUGCAGUGGUGUCUGAGAGGAAGUGUGCUGAGACCCAGUGUGAGAUGUACUACUUCAGCAUGCUGCACAAGCUCAACUCUCAAGCCUUCAACAAACUCCAGCCUUUAGAUCUGGCUUCCAGUGAGGUCAGGGUCGUGACCUUGCCCUCUAGUUCACGCUGGGGUCAUGUAUCUGAUGCUGGGCCAGACACCAGGGCUCUCCCCCACACCCCUGACACCAUAGACAGAAGCACCAACACAGAUGAGACUUUGGAAAAGGAAGAAAUAGAUUUGGAAACACUCCAGAGCUGUUUCCCAGAAUAUUCCAGGAGGCAGUUGGAAGAUAUUAUGGCCAUAUGCCAGAACAAUUUAGAAUGGGUGACCAGUCACCUGCUAGACUCACCUGCCCUGACCGACCUGGUGGAGGAAGAGACUUGUAGUGGUGACAAGCAUGGGACCGUGGCCAGUCCGCUGAAGUCCCUGAGCCACAUGUGUAGCUCCAUCAUCAGCCAGACCAACGUCAUAGACAAGGACGACCUGGAGAUGCAGGUCAUCCAGGCCGGACACGACCGGCUGCAGAGGAUUGAAAACUUUGCCAGGUCACGGAUACACAGCUGGGACCUAGCCAAGCAGCACGAAGCCUGGCCAGAUCAGUUUAACCUGGAGGAUUUCACUGGCCUGGUGGAUCCUGAUGAGUGCUGGGACUACGGCCCAUACCAGGUUGACCCGCAUGUUAACACGGCUCCAAACCAUAAUGCUUUGCCAGCAAGACCAGUCAACUACUAUGAGUAUAAUUAUUCCCCUUCCUAUACAAAGUCGACUCCACAUUUUACUAAGACUGAUGUUACCAAGAGUAUCUCCAAGAAUGAUAUUCCUAAGAGUAUCUCCAAGAAUGAUAUUGAAACAGAGGUGGAGACACUAGCAACUGAUUUACCUUAUCCAAACAAGGAAAUAAGGCUUGUAGAGAAAAGUAACAAACUGUACGUCCCAUUAGAUUUCCUUGAAAACCUUGAAGCUAUGUAUGGUUCUCUGAAUGUUGACUUUGAAGAGGAAGGUUUGGCCUUAGAUGAUGCUAUUGCUAGAAAGAUUUAUAACUGCUUGAAACUACAGUGUACCAAAAAGUUAAAGUCUACCUCUAAUGAACAGCAAUUACAGAAUGAUGAAGCCCUAGCCAGAGCUUUGCAAGAAGAAGAAAAGCUGCAAGAGGUCCAGCACUCUUCAUCUCAAGGAGGUAAAAAGAGCGUGCCUGGCUGGACCAAUCAGAAACCUGCCUGGAUGUGUCAGGGUGCUGGGGCUGGACACAGUGACACAUCCUCCAGUGUGUUCGCCAACAAGCACCAGAAGAUCAGACCUCUCUCUGUGGCUGAUACCUUGAAUGCCUUGAGAGGAAGUCCUGGGAAAAAACUCAAACCUUUUAAGUUCCAGAAAAGAAUGCAUGGAUCUGCAACUAAAUCUGUUUGGUCAAGUGUCAAAAGACAAGGAAGAGCUGAUUCCCUUCAUUCAAUAAUGGAGGAAGAAAAAGCCAGAGAAGAGUUCCAGAAGGAGCAGCUGCGCAUCAUCCAGCAAACUGGCGACACACAUGCCCUUGCUACCAGGAUUAAGAGGUCAGAGUUAUCCCAGCUUUACCCUAGCUUGAGUCCUGAUUUCUUGGAGGAGGUGUUCAUGAACGCUGGCUACUCUAAGGAAGACACGAUGAAAGUUUUAGAAAACAGUUACGGAAUAACAGCAGCCCCCUUACCAAGGGAGGUAAAUCAAGAACAGCCCUGGAUAUACAAUGAAGAAAAUGUUAACAGGUAUGACCUUGAUGUGGAGGAGGGAUACGAGUCCUACUACUCAGAUGACUCUACCCUGAACUUUGAAGAGUACCGUAACGAGGCACAGUUUUACCGAGGCCUGGCCAAAGAGUGCCAGAAUCAGGCUCAGAAAUAUCAGGCUGACAACAUGCCUGGGGCUGCAUUGUUUUACAGACAAAAGGUGAAAGAAUAUAAAGAGCUGGAGAGGAGUGCAAACCAAAAAGCUGCCGAUGUGCUAUUUGAUAAAGGGACUGAACGACUGGCAAAAGAAAAUACUUUGGAUCUUCACUUUUACCAUCUAGAUGAAGCUGUGAGCGCCGUCAACUUGGCCAUCAUGUUAAAGGAGGAUGAGUUUAAGAAAAAACAAGACAAGAAGAACUCCUUUUUAAACAUUGUGACUGGUAGAGGCAGAAACAGCAAGGACGGGGUGCCUGUGCUAAAACCAGCUAUCAUGAAUCACCUUAGAGAUAGGGGCUUUAGGUUUGAAGAAAAGUCACCAGGCAUGUUGAAGGUUUACAUUGGUCAGAGAGUUUGAACAACAGAGGACUUUUCAACUUUGGUCAGGCAAUACAAUUUUAAGCAAAAUAGAUUUUUACUUUACAUUUUUUUUGUCAACUCAUGUAUGAGCUGGUAACAGGAGAAUGGAAUAGGCCAGUAGCAACUUAUAAUCAAAGAUUUCUUUGCUGUACUUAUACAAAUAUAUAAAUACUGUAAAUAUCGUCAUGCUUAGAUAUUCUUAAAAUGUCAUUAGUUAUAGUUCAUUAUUUGUAUAAAUUUUAUCAUCAACUCAAAUGUCAUUAUAAAUUUUUUUACUUCUAUUCAUUUGUAAAAAAAUAUAUUCAAACUAUUCAGCAUUAAACGCACAAUGAAAUUUUGUUUUAUUCUGAUCUUUUAAUUUAAUCUAGUCUACAUUUUACAGAUUUUUAUAAAAUAAUUUUUUUUUACAAAUAUGACAGUUAUACAGGUUAUUUUCUUAUUAGUAUAGAAAUUUUAACUAAAAUUUAAAAAAAUACAAUAAAAAGUCAGCAAAACCUGUUCAUAAAAUAGUGAUUGCAGCACUCUAUUCUUCAUUAAGAUCAGUUUUAUAGUAUAUUUUUUUAUACUUGCAAAAGUUAAGUGAGCAUUUGCCAGGUAGCAAUAUUUAAAAAGUUUAAAUAUUGUCACUUUACUUGAAAUUUUUUUAAAAAUCAGCCUUUAUAUUUGUACAUUUGACUUUUAUUAAGAUAUUCUUGUAAUAAAUCCAAAAUGCUUUCAUGGUUUUAUGUCUUUUCAAUAAUUCAGUUUGAACAGGAAUCUUUUUUGACUAUUUUUUUAUGACUAUUUUACUUUGUAUCUUUCAAAGUUGAUUUGCUUUUUUUUUUUAUUUAGUAAAUUGAAUUUGUAAGUUUAUCUUUUUAAACAGCAAGCAAAUUAUUUUUAUUAAAAGCUGUUAACGUUAAUUCAAUACUUAGAAACAUUAACACGAAAAGAUAUUAGAAUUUACAAAUAUAAAAGUUUUGAUAUAAAAAACCAAGACAGUAAUAUUGAAAAUAAUUGACAGAUAAGAAAAUUAAUUCAUUAUGUCAAUACAUCAUUCUGCGUAAAAUUUUAGUGAAAACUAGUGCCCUUAAUGUUGCUUUGUUAUGAUACGCUGUGAUAUCAUGAGCCUAAAUGCAUUAUGUCAUUUGCAUGUUAAUUCUUGUGCUUGUUUAGUAUGUUAUGUAACUAUAAUUUGUUUUGAUAAUUUCAUCAUAGUGUUGGUGAAAAUAGUUUUUUUCUCCAUCUUCUUUCCAUUUUAUUCAAAAUUUCUUGUAUUGUCAAUUGUCUGGUAGCUAUAGGCUUGGUGUAUAAAAACUACAGAAAUGAUUUACAGCAAUUAAUUGGUGGAGGUGGUAGUUUUGGUGGGUUUUUUUUGUAUGAGAAAGUGGAUAUUAACUACAUAUAUCAGUAACAUACAACCUUAUUUGCCAACCACAAAUAAGUCAAUGUUAAAUCAGAUGCUCAAUGUACAGUAUGUUAUUAAACAUGUGUUCUAUUUUAUGGCUAGCAAAAUUUUGUUGCGUUAUUUUUUAAAAUGCUAUCAAUGAAUUUUUUAAAGAUAUAAAUAUAAGCAGGUUGAAAUGUAGAUCCUACCUAAAAACAACCUGUUGUUGAAAUUUUGGGGAUGAGAUUUGAAUUCACAUCUUUUUAAAAAUUGAUUUAUUUUUGUAAUGAGAACAGUGUAAAUAUUCUUUCAACCAUUUUUUUUUCAAUGCAUUUUGCAAAUCAUGAAUUGAGAAUGACUUCAAAUCUACAGCUCCAAGCUAAUGAACUUUGUGUAUUCUAUGAUCAGCUAUUGAAUGUGUUAAGUAAAAUAUUUUGUAGCUAAUUUUCGCUCAUAUUUAUAUUACUCAUUUGACAGUAAUUAUUUAAACUUUAUUUUAAUAAAAGAACUUUUAUUUUUAUCUAACAUUCAUAUGGCAGCUGUUUUCUGGCAGCUUUAUUCUAAGAUAUUAUUUUAUAGCUGUUUUUGUAGAAAUCAGUCUAUUAAAAGGUGGCACUGGUAGCUUGUAAUCUAUUUUUGAAAGGUCAUGUACACAUUUUGUUUUAAUGUAUGUAGAACAUUUUAUUAGUGCUUGGCCUUCAACGAAAUUGUAUUUUGCUUGUUGUGUGGUCUAUUAUGGUUUUCCAAACCCUUUUUAUGACUGGGGUUUGCCCAGCCCUUGUCUAUGUAGUUUUUUUUUUUGGUACUAAGGUAUUUGUCUUUCUGUAGGAUAACACAGCUUACCUCCCCAUUACCACUAUUUGGCUCUGAGAUUUUUAGGGCUAAAUCGUUUUGAUGAAAUUAAAUGUUUGAAUUAAUUUGGUUGUAAUUUUAAAUAUGACAUGAUUUUUUUUGCCAUUGGAUAUAGCUUUGGUCUAUAAAGUCCAUAAAACAUUUAAUUUUGUUUGAUUUUCUGAAGACAUUCGCAUACAUAUACAAAUAAAGAGGAAUUUAGUGUUUAUCAAAACCC